AGCGCGGAAACGAGCUGCUUCAGUCCUCACUGUACAUUAUGUAGCAUUUAUUCAGCACAAUGAAAAUGCUGCGUAUCCGGAGCCCGAGCUUGUCCUCUCUCACCCGGGACAUUCACUGUACUGUCCGCCUGCUGGAUGACUCCGAGAUCUCCUGCACCAUCCAGAGAGACACAAAAGGGCAGUUCCUGUUGGAUCAUGUGUGCAACCACUACAGUCUGCUGGAGAAGGAUUACUUUGGCAUCAGAUAUGUGGACCCUGAGAAACAGCGGCAAUGGUUGGACCCAAGCAAACCCGUGGUCAGGCAGAUGAAAAGUCAGCAGCCGUACACGAUGUGCUUUCGAGUAAAAUUCUACCCACAGGAACCCAUCAAGAUUAAAGAAGAAUUGACCAGAUACCUGUUGUACCUGCAGCUGAAGAGGGAUUUGUACCACGCCAGGCUCUUGUGCCCUUUCGCAGAUGCUGCCUAUCUUGGAGCCUGUAUAGUACAGGCCGAGCUUGGUGACUACGAUGCAGACGAGCAUCCUGCAGACUACAUCAGUGAUUUCAAAAUCUUCCCCAAACAGAGUCUCAAACUGGAGCGCAAGAUCAUGGAGAUCCAUCAGAAUGAGCUGAGGGGUCAGUGUCCAGCUCUGGCUGAACUGAACAUGCUUCAAAGAGCUCACACACUGGACACAUAUGGGGUAGACCCACAUCCCUGCAAGGACUUUACUGGAACAACAGCGUUUCUGGGAUUCACUGCCCGAGGCUUUGUGGUUUUUCAAGGAAACAAGAGAAUCCACUUGCUGAAAUGGUCAGAUGUCAGCAAAUUUAAGUUUGAAGGGAAAACCUUUUAUGUGAUUGGAGUACAGAGAGAGAAGAAACUGGUUUUGACGUUCCACACCUCCACACCAGCAGCCUGUAAACACCUCUGGAAAUGUGGCGUGGAAAAUCAGGCGUUUUACAAAUGUGCAAAAUCCAGUCAGAUCAAGACCGUCUCCAGCAGCAAUAUAUUUUUUAAAGGCACCAGAUUUCGCUACAGUGGUCGUGUUGCUAAAGAGGUGGCUGAAGCCAGUUCAAAGAUCCAAAGAGAGCCGCCAGUCGUUCACAGGUGUCAGUUGGGUCAGAGCAGAAGUUACAGCUCGCUCAGCCAUAAACAUCUCAUAAUGAACAUGGAGCCUCUUCUACCGGCGCUCAGCACAGACCAGGAAUACAGAGAUGUCUCCGCAGAUAGUGGUCUCCUGGCACUGAAAGACUCGGUCCACUUGUCUCCACUAAAGACGUCUUUGACACCAGGGGACACAGUGCUAGAGGAGAGGGAGGAUGAGGAGACAGAAGAGGAUGAGUCAGCCAUUUCUGAUACUUGUUUGAAGGAAAUGAACAAGCAGAAGCCUCAAACUGAUGAGCAAGAUGGCUCCCUUACCAUCUCUGACACGGCGUAUAGCCCGUGUGUCAGCGCAAUGCCCACGCCGAUGGAGGAAUUGCGCAGGGGUGUCGAUUUUCUGUUUCAAAGCCCAGGCCACUUGCUUAAAGAACUCCAUGAUGAUCCAGAAAUGCAGGCCGAGCUUCGGGCAGAAAGCGAACGAGAACUGGCCCAGGAGGCCGCCCGCCUGUCACUGUGCAGCCAAUCAAACAGCAGGCCACAGAUACGGGCUUUCCUCAACAGCGCUGCCCGUCUUGUGGCAGUAGCUUUAGUCCUCUUGCUUCUCUUAUUGGUUCUCUUGCUGGUUCUUCUGGAGUCCAACCUGGAAGUGUCCUUCCUUCAAGAUAUCCGACAGACGCCGGAGUUCGAGCAGUUUCACUACGAAUACUACUGCCCGCUGCGACGCUGGCUCUGCUACAAACUUGUGUUUCUGAGGGAGCAUCUGUGGGGAGACUGAGUGUCAUGGAGAACAGCUAGCAGCUAACAAGCCCUUCUUCAGCAGGGAUGAACUAAUGGGACACGGGGAGGGGAGGACUGCGCAGGAAGGAAGGUUUGAUCUCAUACAUCAUACACACUACGACUGGAUUUACCUUCAGCUGUUAGUCUACACAAAGCCCUGAAUUUUAGACAAGCUGCAAGUUCAGAACUUUUAUUGAGUUAAAAACAAUUUCAUUGUAGCGGUAAAUGAGUAGCAAAGAAUUAGCAGCUUUUUUGUGUAAUCAGGGUAAAAUA
Trichomycterus rosablanca is the source of this 2131-nucleotide messenger RNA. It is a transcript of the gene frmd3, whose product is annotated as FERM domain containing 3. Gene Ontology annotation, cellular component: cytoskeleton. The coding region runs from base 60 to 1856 and encodes 598 amino acids. The record is from RefSeq and is a predicted model, not a curated record. The transcript has 14 exons. Gene Ontology annotation, molecular function: cytoskeletal protein binding. Lineage: Eukaryota; Metazoa; Chordata; Actinopteri; Siluriformes; Trichomycteridae.